Parnassius mnemosyne (clouded apollo) is the source of this 2613-nucleotide messenger RNA. Lineage: Eukaryota; Metazoa; Arthropoda; Insecta; Lepidoptera; Papilionidae. The record is from the annotation of a GenBank genome assembly.
AGUCUACGUUCCUUGUUUCCGCGCUCCGUCACGCUGGUGGUCCCAAACAAGCGUCGAUAUUUCCCGCGUAAUUUCGAAUGUUUAGUGUUCGAAUUUUUUAAAAAUAAAUUCCUUUUAAAUUUUAUCUCCAGUAGAAGUAGAAAACGUAAAAAACGUGUAAUCAAUAAUAUGUUGUUUAAAUAAAUAAUUAAUUAAGUGACAUGGAGAGGAAAAGGAGUCGUCGCGCAUCGCUGACGGCCGAACAGCGGCGUCGGCUGAGCAUGCUCAGGACGUCCAGCAUCCCGCAGCCGCUGUCUCCGGUGAGCCACAUUUACCAUAUGGUUCCCUGCCCGAGAAACUGCUGUCAUCAGAAAUACGUCGUCAGUACUGACCGCAGUGGGGACAUACAUGUUCAUGUUCAAGGAGACUUGAGCCAGCAGGACAGGAGGUGCGUCUUUCUCACAGUCCACGACCUAGGGACCAACCACACGUCGAUGGUGGACUUUGUGAACAGUCCCGCAAUGUCGGAGAUUAAGGAGCGCUCGUGUUUCAUACACGUGGACGUGCCCGGACACGAGGAGAACUCACCGGAUCUGCCAGAGUCCUACCCGUUCCCGUCGCUGCAGACGCUGGGCGAGGACGUGACUACGGUGCUGGACUUCCUGCAAGUGCAGUAUGCGGUGGGACUGGGUGAGGGCGCGGGCGCCAACGUGCUGGCGCGCUGUGGACUCGCGCAUCCGCGCCGGCUGCUGGGCUUGAUCCUGGUCAACUGCACCGGCUCCACGUCCUCGGUCCGAGACGCCUUCCGCUCUCGCUUCUCGAGGUGGCGCGGCACUGACAUCUCCCACUCCGAGGAGGAGUUCCUCAUCUAUCAUAAGUUCGGACACCAAAUCUCAAGCGACUCCUGCGAAGUGACGGAACGCGAUCGCAUGCUCACCGAGUACCGCUCGCGGCUUCGCGGCAACCUCAACACGCACAACAUCAAGCAGUACGUCAGAGCGUUUAUCAACCGUAAGGACUUGAUUCUUCGCGGCUGCCAGCCCGACAUCUUGCUGAUCACGGGUACAUUGAGCCCCUACGCCGGCGUGAUAGAGAAGAUGUAUAAGGAACUCGACAAGGAUAAGGUCACCAUUCUCAAGAUUGACAAAGUUGGCGACGUGCUUGCUGAAGCUCCGGCGAAGGUGGCGCAGUCGCUGCUGCUGUUCUGCCAGGGCCAGGGCCGGCUGACGUCACUGCCUCCCCCGGGCGUGGAGCGGCGCAUGUCGCGCGGCAUGUCCAUGGAGGAGUACGACCGCCCCAACAUACGUCGCCUCUCCCUAACACCCGCGACUGACACCAGGCCACACCACACAUCUUCCCAGCGAGAGUAGAUAUUCACUCCUUCUCGACAUUUCGUCUGAGUCUUUGCUUUUAAAAAGCAGAGGCACGUGUUUGUUAGCUAAGUCAAACGCGCGUUUCACCAUCUUUGGCUGCUUCACAACUUACUGUCAGGUGGUAUAAUAGUCCUGCACAGGCAAGUUAUAGUUUAAAUGUAUUGUACAAAUGCUCAUAUCACUCAUUGUGUAUUGUUAUUUUUUUAUUUAAUAUCAAGAUAUUCCAGUAAUAGUGCAAUACCAGUUUUAUAGGGAAGUUAAAUUAUCACUGAGUGGAUUGUAUUUUUUAUAAUAUCUUUGUUACCACUAGCUUUAUUAUUCAUGAAAACUGUGAAAACUUUGAAUUUAAUUCUAAAAAUCCUAGCUGCCGCUUCUAAAAACCCACAGAAAAUCUGAAAGAAAAACAUUAAUUUUAUUUCUUUUGAGAUAUAGUUAAUGUUCUCAAAAGAGAUAUAAUUAAUGUUUUUCUAAGUUAUUUGUUUUUAUAUUUUUAUUUGAAUACUGAAUCUAAAAUUAUUUAUAUUUUUAUAUAAGAUUAAAAGGUAAAAACUAAAAUUAUAAUAUCUUUAUUCUCUACCAGUGAAUGGAUAUACUAGCGUUGGGACAUACACUACAAGUUUAUAAAUAAACUGUCAUCUUUGACAGCACAAACAUCAAGCUGUCUUAUUUGUAUUUUUAUCUUACUACAUAAUAUAUUCUUUCCGAAAUACCAAAGAUUUCCUUUUGUAUUUAUAUAAAAUUAAGUAAUUACUUGUAUAAAUUAUUAUAAAAUUAGGCAUGUACGGAUACCAUUAUUAAUUCGUAGAGAUAUUUUAAACGUAUAAUAUUAUAAUAUUAUACGAUAGAAAUGCUCACUUUGUAAAAUGAUUUAAUUCAUACCCACGGGUAAGAACAUUGAAGUAAUAUGUAAUAGGUACUAGAAGAGAAGCCGCGACUUGGUCGUUUGCAACACGUGUUAGAGCUCAUGGCACAGAUUAAAUAUGUUACAACGUAACCAAUGGGCUCAAACUUACUUAGUCUAUGCUAUAAUAUAAAGUUAUCUGUGCUUCCGAACACGAGCUCCGCACUGCCGCGAAUAAUUUCUAGUACGUACCUAGUACAAAUAUUAUUUCGAUGUGUAUGAAUGCCAUAGCUGGAGCGGAAGGGCAACUGCUGCUGCUAUGUUAUUUACAUUUUAAUGUCUACACAUGUGAAUGUUAACUAUUAGUACAAACUUACUUUUGUUAGCGAAACGGUUUAUUGUAAAUAAAAAUGGAAUUAU